Molecule: messenger RNA, 543 nt
Organism: Condylura cristata (star-nosed mole)
Lineage: Eukaryota; Metazoa; Chordata; Mammalia; Eulipotyphla; Talpidae
Gene: SPMIP9
Product: testis expressed 37
Exons: 3
Coding region: 1-543 (180 amino acids)
Cellular component (GO): cytoplasm
Source: RefSeq, a predicted model, not a curated record
AUGGCUGGUGUUGUGUACCCCAAGCAGUCCCCUGUGGAUUUAGACAUAUACCAAAGCUCCUACAUGGUUGACUACAAACCCUAUGGAAAGCACAAAUACUUGAGGAUUACCCCAGAAGAGCAAGCAAAGCUGGACAUCCAACUCCGGGCCAAAGAGUUUUAUCGGCCCGUUCUCAGCUCUAAGCCCAAGCUAGAAAAUGGAUUCCCCGCUCUCAAAAGACUCCACAUGACCGCCAAAGACCUGGGAACGCCUGGCUUUUUCUCACCCCAGGACCGUGUAACUGCAGCACAGGACAACUGCUCCUUCACCAGCAUCUACCCUUCUGUGUACCCAGUUUCCCGCGCUCUGUAUCUGGCCCACGGGGAACCGGUCUGGGUCCACCAGGUGGCCGACUUUCCUUCCCUCCUGGAGCCAGAGCGCCAGCCUGCGCCAGAGGUUGGCAAAGGCUACUUCCUACUGCCUGGCUACCUGUGUCCUCAUCGCCAUACUAUCAAGUUUCCCAUCUUGAACAGAUGGGGACCCCUGAUGCCGUUUUACCAGUAG